CCUAACUAUGGAUAUCGUAUUGUGUCGGUCGACAACAGGAGCGUGAUGAUAGCUACCUAGGUAGCCAUGUAGGCAGACCACUAUAUAACCUUGUCCUGUCGGCAUGGGAGCAACUGCUACCAACCAACGAGCAAACCCUCAAAUCGUCUGGUUUUCAACAUGUCAAGCCUUGUUAACUUCUUGCUUCUGGUCCUUGCUACCGCACUCUGUGCCCCAGCAUGCUCAAACGGCCGUGUUAUCGCGAGACGCUCCUCAUCUGCGGCAUCGCCGUUCGUCAUCUCUUCACCAGCAUUUGAGACCAUCCUGGGCACCAAUCCCAAGUUGUCCGUCGUCUUCAACGUGACUCUCCCCCUUUUCCACGAAGCUGGCAUAUACCAUGCUCCGACAGACUCGAUGUUCAUCGUCAGCGACACGUUCUCCGACCCCUCGAUAACAAACGGCGAAAUGAUACAAGUGCUGGUGCACGUCACAAAUCUGUCGACUGACAAUCCGCAAUACACCAUCUUGAACGAAACCUCGUUGGCUAAUCCCGUCUCUGGUGCCCGCUACCUGCACAACGGCGCCGACCUGAUCGCCCUGGUUUGCAUCGGCAGCAUGAACGACGCCACGCCUGCGGGCCUGUUCUUCCUCAACCCCUACCCACCAUUCAAUGUCACUCCUCUAACCACCUCGUACGGCAAUUAUCCAUACAACUCACCGGACGAUGCCACUGUGUUUCCAGAUGGCAGCAUAUACUUCACCGAUCCGGUCUACGGCUUCACGAACGGUCUUCGCCCACCACCAUAUCUGCCGAAUCAGGUGUAUAGGUACGACCCGGCCACCAACACGACCCGAGCCAUCGUGGAUGCAUUCGGUCGUCCUAACGGCGUCACGCACUCACCCGACGGCACUAUUUUGUACGUAGGCGACACAGGCGCCAAUAUCGGCAAUGGCACCAUCGACACCCAAGGUCAGCGUUCAACAUACGCAUUCAGCGUUCGUAUGUUACCAUCAGGUGUAGAUGGUAGUAUGGCCGGUCCCUUCGUGACAGACCGAAGGGUGUUUGCGAUGCCCGACGUCGGAGCUAAUGACGGCCUGAAGACCGACUUGGACGGCAACGUUUGGGGCCAAUCCAUCGACGGACUGCAUGUGUGGACACCCAGCGGCGAACAGCUUGGUAAAGUGUUGUAUGGAGACGGUGACGGGGGUAAUCUCGGAUUCGCAGAGCCCGGGGAAGUCUACCUCAUGGCAGAACAAGUGCUGUACAAGUUGGAGAUCUCGAACACUGUAGUUGGAACGGGGGUGUUUACAUGAUUUUGGAAGAUGGCGGAUGACGCAAGUAUAGUACACCUAGGUAGUUACCAGGUCGUUGUAGAUUAUUGUCACCUUCACAGCAGUCUCGUCCUUGUAACACUUGCCCAAUAUUAUACGCAUCCAAACC
Molecule: messenger RNA, 1420 nt
Organism: Exophiala viscosa
Lineage: Eukaryota; Fungi; Ascomycota; Eurotiomycetes; Chaetothyriales; Herpotrichiellaceae
Exons: 1
Coding region: 160-1293 (377 amino acids)
Source: RefSeq, a predicted model, not a curated record